AUGGAAGCCCUCGACUCUCGGAUUGCGCUCCAUCCUGAAUCUUCGGCUCAAUGUCACGUUUCAGAUAUUCGUAAAGGGCAGAUAGGGCUGGUAGAUACUUGCUGUACCGGAAAGAAUCGCACGAAAAUCAAGAAAUUGGAAGAUUCGCAUCACGAACAGAAGCGUAUCGACUGCAAAUCCUCUUCCUUCCAACUGGCGCUAUUCAACGCAUUUGCUUUGGUCAACGAGGUCCUAUCACAGAAUACGGAGCCCGCUGGCUACGGUACUCCGCCGCCGUCUUAUACCGAAGCGCACGAUGACCUACCACCUGAAUACACGCUUCUUCCAGCCUCGGCUGAAGCGAAGCCAGUCGAAAGCAGAUCCGCCCGUCCGUCAAACGAUCGCAACAAAUUCCCCACAGGAGAUAUCAAGACGAAGCCCGCGUCUUCAAUUGAUUUUGAAAGUACGCAUGGAUUUCGUCAGCACGGGAAAAAGCAAAAAGCAAAAUUGGCCGCCAAAAAGGCUGUGGGCGGUGCAUCUGGCGAUGGCGGCGACGGUGGAAAGAAAAACGACGAGACAAUAGAGCCUCCGGGGGGAAGUGGUGGUGGUGGAAGUGGAAGUGGAGGUGGUGAUGACGGCGGCGACAACGGGGAUAGAAACAGUGACGGCUGGGGCGAGGUCACAAGCGGCAAGAAGAAGAAGAAAUCGAAAAAGGAAGAGGAAGAGGAGGAAGAGAGAAGGAAAAAGGAAGAAGAGGGAGCCGCGGCUGCUGGUACAGCCACCAACAACCUCAGCUGGGCUGAUGAUGUGGACGGUAACAACGAUGAUGGUUGGGCCGGUUUUACUGCUGUGGGUAAGAAAGACAAGAAGAAGAAAAGUUCGCUUGACCCGACAUCCGGUGCAUUUGGAGAAUCCGCCCGAAACACGUUCCAGGAUAUCAAUCUCGAUGACAAUGCACCACAACUGGAUCUGAGCUUUGAACCUGCAAAAGGAACGUCUAAUGGUGGAGGGAUUAGUUUUGGAGGUUGGGGCAAAGACUGGAACACUGGCAGCAAAUGGGGAUUCGGCUCAAUCGGCAACGAUGCCUCUGCAGGAAAGGAUGCACCAGCUAAAAAUGAAAGUCCUUGGGGCUUAAAUGACUCGAAGAACAAAAAGGCGACAGGCUCCCUUGGCUUCGACUUUGGAGACUUGGGUACAUCCAACGCGGACGUCGGUACUUCAAAGGAUGCGAAAGAUGAAGGCGAUGGCUGGAGUUCUUUCACUCCCGUCGGCAAGAAUAGCAAGACCAAGAAGAACAGCAUCGCCGAGGAACCUCCUGCUACAGAUGAUUGGGGUCCGUGGGGUAGUAAGAAGACCGUGAAAAAGGAAGAACCGGCAUCUGAGGCAGCGACAGGACAGACUGAGGAUGGUUGGGCAGCCUGGACAACCAAAGACAAGAAGAAGGACGCAGUAAAGAAGACCGACACUGAUGAUAUUUGGGCUGCAUUCAAGAAAAAUGACAAAGCGGACAUCAUCGACUUGGAUUUCCCCAAAGAGACAGCGCCAGCAGCCGAUUCCGAACCGGUCAUUGAUAAUGUCUGGGCGGUACCGGGAAAGAAAGAUAAGAAGAAGGCAGGCAAAAAGGGAGCUGAAGCGGAACCAGCACAGUCAAAAGCCGAAGAUGCCUGGGCUGCUUUCGAAACCGAUACGAAGAAAGAACCUGAAGAGGAGUCCGGUUGGGGAUGGGGCAUCGCUAACAGGAAGAAGGACAAGUCCAAGGAUCUUAUAGAAGACCUAAGCUCUUCUUUGCAAGCUCCCAGCGCAGCUGCGCCACCCGAAAAAGACUGGCUCAGCUCCUGGGGAAUUGGCGGUAAAAAGAAGGAAGUUGCACCCGAGCCAGAACCUGUUCCUGAAGUUGAGAAGCCAAAAAAUCACGAGUUCUGGGAUGGUUGGGAUAGCUGGACUACUACUCAGCGCAAGAAGAAAGAAAAGGAAGCUGUGAAAAAGGGGAUACCGCCUCGGAUAGAAAUACCUGAUCCAAUACCUGAGCCGGUGGCCGAACCAGAACCAGAACCUGUUGAACCAGAGCCCACACCAGCUCCGUCUAAAAACCACGAGUUCUGGGACGGUUGGCAAAGCUGGAGCCCACUAAUGCGCAGGAAGAAGGAGAGAGAAGCGGUAAAAAAGAACAUCCCCCCACUCAUCGAAGAUAUUGCUCCCGAACCCGAACCCGAGCCUGAGCCUGAGCCUGAGCCUACCCUAGAGCCGCCCAAAAACCAUGAAUUCUGGGAUGGCUGGCAAGAUUGGACUCCCGCAGCGCGCAAAAAGAAAGAAAAGGAAGCACUCAGGAAGGGUAUUCCUCCCUUAAUAGAAGAUAUUGUCCCUGAACCAGUACUCGAACCUGAGCCUGAGCCUGAGCCCACUCCAGAGGCUCCCAAGAAUCACGAAUUUUGGGAUGGCUGGCAAGACUGGACUUCGGUAAAGCGCAAGAAGAAGGAAAAGGAAGCAGUCAAAUUGGGAAUUCCUCCACUGAUCGAAGAUAUUGCACCAGAGCCUGAACCAGUAGCUGAACCAGUGUCACUCGAAUCCGAACCCACACCAGAAGCACCAAAGAAUCAUGAGUUCUGGGAUGGCUGGCAAGAUUGGACUCCCGCAACGCGCAAAAAGAAAGAAAAGGAAGCAUCCAGGAAGGGUAUUCCUCCUCUAAUAGAAGACAUCGUCCCUGAGCCGGUACUCGAACCCGAACCCGAACCCGAACCCGAACCCGAGCCGGAGCCAGAGCCUGCGCCACCACCGCUGCUAAAGAACCACGAGUUCUGGGACGGCUGGCAAGACUGGACUCCUUCAAAGCGCAAGAAGAAGGAAAAGGACGCAGCGAAAUUGGGUAUUCCUCCGCUGAUUGAAGAUAUCGCCCCUGAGCCUGUACUCGAACCUGAACCCAUUCCUGAGCCAGAGCCGGAUCCAGAAGCUGCACCAGAACUGGAACCUGAACCUGAGCCUGAACAACCCAGGAACCAUGAAUUCUGGACUGGAUGGGAGACAUGGUCCUCUAAAGAUCUUAAGAAAAAGGAAAAGGAAGCCAAGACCAAGGGUAUUCCCCCAUUACGGAAAGAUCUCCCACCUGCACUUGAGGCCGAGCCUGAACCGGAGCCGGAGCUAGAAGCAGUUCCUGAACCUGAACCUGAACCCGAACAACCUAGGAACCAUGAAUUUUGGACUGGGUGGGAAAGUUGGUCGGCAAAAGAGCUUAAGAAGAAGGAAAAGGAAGCUAAGACAAAAGGCAUCCCCGCAUUACAAAAGGAUAUUCCGCCUGCGCUUGAACAUGAACAUGAACUUGAACCGGAGCCAGUGCCGCAGCCAGAACCUGCACCUGAGCCUGAGCCAGAGCCUGAACAACCCAGGAACCACGAAUUCUGGACUGGGUGGGAGAGUUGGACCGCUAAGGAGCUUAAGAAGAAAGAAAAGGAAGCCAAGACCAAGGGGAUUCCUGCAUUGCAGAAGGAUCUACCUCCUGCUCUUGAAGCCGAACCCGAACCCGAAACAAACCCAGAACCAGAAUUGAAGCCCGCUCCAGAACUGGAACCUGAGCCCGAGCCCGUAGCUGAACAACCUAAAAACCAUGAAUUUUGGACUGGUUGGGAAAGUUGGUCCGCUAAAGAGCUCAAGAAGAAGGAGAAAGAGGCUAAGACCAAGGGGAUUCCGGCGUUGCAGAAGGAUUUGCCUCGUGCUCUUGAUCCCGAACCAGAACCCGCACCAGAACCCGCACCAGAACCAGAAGUCAUACCUGAACCUGAGCCUGAGCUCGGGUUCGAGCAGCCCAGGAAUCAUGAGUUCUGGACGGGCUGGGAAGGGUGGUCCUCCAAAGAGCUCAAGAAGAAGGAAAAAGAGGCCAAGUUAAUGGGCAUCCCAGCAUUACAAAAGGAUCUACCACCUGCUCUUGAUCCUAUUUCUGAACCAGAGGUUAUUCCAGAACCAGAGCCGGAGCCAGAACCAGAACAACCAAGGAAUCAUGAAUUUUGGACUGGCUGGGAGGGUUGGAGCAGCAAGGAGCGUAAAAAGAAGGACAAAGAAGCAAAAUUGAUGGGUAUUCCUCCUUUGCAGGAGGAUCUACCACCUGCACUUGAUCCUGACGCAGUUCAGCCGGAACCGGAACUCGAACCUGAGCCAGAACCAGAACCAGAACAACCAAGGAAUCAUGAAUUUUGGACUGGCUGGGAGGGUUGGAGCAGCAAGGAGCGUAAAAAGAAGGACAAAGAAGCAAAAUUGAUGGGUAUUCCUCCUUUGCAGGAGGAUCUACCACCUGCACUUGAUCCUGACGCAGUUCAGCCGGAACCGGAACUCGAACCUGAGCCAGAACCAGAACCAGAACAACCAAGGAAUCAUGAAUUUUGGAAUGGAUGGGAGACUUGGAACAGCAAAGAGCGUAAGAAGAAAGAGAAAGAGGCAAAAAUGAAGGGUAUACCGCCAUUACAGGAAAAUCUCAACCCUGCCCUUGACCCCGAACCUGAACCUGAGCAAGAACCUGAUCCUGUACCUGAGCCGCCAAGAAAUCAUGAAUUCUGGGAUGGAUGGGAGGAUUGGAGUUCCAAAGAGAGGAAGAAAAAGGAGAAGGAGGCAAAUGCAAAAGGCAUCCCACCUCGACAAGAGAUCCCCGCUAUCGAAAUUCCUCCUGAAGCUCCUGAAGUCCCACAGUUUUCCACUGUCGAGCCAUCAGCUGUUGUAGAGGAGCAUAAAGACGAUUUUUGGUCAGUCUCGAACAGCUGGUCACUUAGCGAGCGCAAGCAGAAGCAGAAGGAAGCUAAGAAGAAAGGAAUUUCUAUGCCCGAUGAGGAUCUUGCUCCACCUCCUCCAGCACCAACACCUCCAGCUCAGGGCCUCACCCCAGAACCACACUUGGAUGAUCUCUUGGAUGACGAUGCAUGGGGAGGUUUCACCAAAUCUUCAAAGGCCAAGAAAGCAUCAACAGCGCUGGUAGAGGAAACUCCUGCGAAAGCAGUUAGAGGGUUUUGGGCAUCUUUUGGCACGUCGGCAACUCCCAAGACUAAAGCAAAGGAAGAAAAGCCUAGAGGGACUGAAGACUUGCUAAUUGACAUUGAUGGAGGUGCUGAAGCGCCAGCCGCUCUUCUAGUGGACGAUAUAGCCGCGCCAACCGCUUCCCCGCCCAAAGCCACGUCGAAGGCAACCAAACCUGUUGGAAGACUUUCAGUUGCUGAACGUAUCGAGGCUCUUGAGAGAUCAAAGCGGGAGAAAGCAAAGGAGAAGGCCAGAGAGAAGGAAGCGAAAACCGAUAUUGUCGACAACCUCCUUGUUGACGACCCACCUCCGCCUCCCGCGCCUGAGCCUUAUGAGGACCCAAUAGCCAAAAAGGGUUCUAGCAAACAGAAAUCGUCUAAGUCGUCAUCGAGCAAGAAAGCUGUUCCGAAAGACAUUCCUCCAGAGCCUGUAGAAGAGGAGAUCUCACAUGAGUCGAUACCCGGCAGCUUUCCUGAACCUGAUCCUGAGCCCGAACCUGAACCUGAACCUGAACCUGAACCUGAACCCGAGCCAGAGCCCGCGCCACCACCACCUGAACCUUCCAAAAAGAGUAAGAAGUCCUCUAGCACCAAGAAGUCAUCUACACCGGCAAAGACCUCGAAGCGUGAAUCAUUACUCAAGUCGAUGGAAGAGAAACCCGUGGUAGAGCCUGUGGUGGAACCUGUUGUGGAACCUGUGGUAGAGCCUCCUGCUGCACAGGAACCAGUCGCUGAAGAGUCUAUCUCAGAGACUGCGCCUCCUAAACCUCCGACUCCGCCGCCUGAACCCUCCACAAAAUCAUCGAAAAAGGAACGUACAAAGGUUGAACGCACAGCAGGUGCGUCCUCAUGGGGUUUCUGGGCAGCAGCGCCACCGCCUAAAAAGUCAUCAAAGAAAACAGAUGAGCCAGCUCCUGUGAAAGAAGAACGGUCAAAGGCUUCUCGUUCAAAGUCUGACUCAACGGCGCGUCACAGGAUACGAGAGUCAGACAACGAGGUCGAUAUGGAAAGAUCAUCAACAGAUAAAGAUAGAAGAUCUGACUCUAAACGCCAAAGUCGAUCUGGUAUGGGCUUCUCUAACUUCAUCAUGGGAGGACCACCGCCUUCGCGGAGCAAAUCGGUCAGGAAAUCUGGCGUUCAAUCACGUCCUAGUUCGCGGCCAAGUUCGCGCCGCCUAUCAGUCGAUGUGGGGAAUACUGGUCUUCCUUCUCCACCUCCUGAGGAUAGACCAGAGAUCUCAGACAAAGCAGCCAAGUUGAUGGGUAUUAAACCCUCGCCGUCUAAGAGAGAGGGUGGCGAAAGAAGAAAGAGACGUAGUGUUCGUGAUCCCUACGCACUUGACGUCGAUGAAGAUAUCGUCAUGGUGAAUGCGGAAGCGGAAGGCGAAGUCUCUGAGAAGGUCAAGUCGAGAAGAUCGAAGUCUAAGAGAAUGUCGGAGGCGAAACCGAUCGAAGAGGAUCCUGUCAUGGUCGAAGCGGAGCAAAGCCCUCCAAGUGCCGAAGUGGUCUCUGGUCCGGAUGACAUUGCUUUUGUGGAAGCCCCGCCUAAAGAACGGCGAUCUCGAAAAUCUACUCCUGCUCCUAUAGCAAAGAAGCCUGAAACUGGCGGUCUGAUGGGCCUAUUCGGUUCUUUGAGGAAGCCAUCCAAGCCAGAGCCUCAACGCAGGAAAUCACGAUCUCGACGCGAUGAGAUGACGGAGACUGAACGGGAAGAGAAACGAGUGAAACGUGAACGGCGACGGUCUGUCAAGCCAGACACUGACGCCGAAGGCUUCACUACCGGUGCUGGCCCUGUGAACGUUGACACAGAGGUAGAUGAUAUGGAAGCGAUGAGGAUCGAGCGUAGAGCGCGCCGGCGCGCAGCUGAGCAGAAAGCACGCGAACUGGAGACUCAGGAAGCAGAAGAACGGCGGGCUCGGCGAGAAAGGCAGCGUGAGCAACGCGAGAGAGAGCUCCGAGAGGAAAUGGAACGUGAGGCACAGCGACGGGAGGAGAAGCGAGCAAGGCGCGCAGCUCGCGAGGAGCGACGUGCUAGAGAGGUGCAGGAAGCAAGAGAAGCUGAGGCAAGAGAUGUUCAAAUGCGUCCAGAGCGACGAGAACGGAGGCGAACACGGGAAGCUGUGGAAAUGAGUGGAGGGUUAUCGAGACAUGCCUCCAAAGCUGACAGACGUCGCUCAGAGCGACGAUCAGAUGACGAGUACGCAAGACACCAUCGCUCUGGUGAUGAGCGGCCACGAGUCAGCCGCAGGAAAACUGCGCCAGACCAUGCUGAAGCCCCACGUGGAUAUGGCAUGCCUGGAAAAGAGAAGACAUCGUCUUGGAUCAAUUCACAGGUACUCGACCCUCCGGAAGCUCCCCCAAUUGUGCCUACGGUUCUGGAUAUGCCUCCUAGCAAUGAGAAUGGUCCUUCUCAUUCACUUUCAUCCGACGAGGAGGCGAGACGUAAAAUACGUCGACAAGCCCGCCGUCGUUCCAAAUACCCUGAUAUGGCUGACGAAGAGGUUGAAGAAAUGCGCUCUAGACGGCGCGAAUCCCGACGAGUUCGCGAAGGAGCGAAAAGUAGCUCUGGAGAUGGUGAUUUUGAACGAGAAAAUGGCAUGCGUCGACGCGAUAGCACCUAUGAACCACCGUCUCGUGCACCCAGCACGAAGAGGACAAGCUGGUUCAAGAAAUUGACUAGUCUCUGAACUGGCUCUCGUUAUCGAGAGCCGAGUUUUAUUAUGUUUGGUUUGUGAUGUCUCUUCUUUGUGCGGUAUGAUUUAAACGCAAGCGGAUAUCAUUUGUUUUAUGACUUGAAUGACUUAAUGUUUUUGUGUUUUGAGUUGGUUGAGUGCUGUCAUCUUUGAAUUAUUCUCACCAAUCCACGACGGCGUGUUUGUUCUAUAAAUAUCGACUGAGAAGCUUGAUGGCGCUGUAUGAAAUACCCAAUUAUUGUAUUCCUGAAUUUGUUUUACGGUGUUUCAUUUCCAUCCUAUUUUUGCCCGUUAUAUUUUUGCUUACAUGGCUUGAUGUGAUUUUAUGACUGGACACUUUUGGAUUAGACCCUAUGUGUUACUAAGGUAUCAACUGUACUCAAUCUCGUUACAUAGGACCAUAUUAUAGUUACAUACC
Messenger RNA from Talaromyces stipitatus ATCC 10500, 8080 nucleotides. RefSeq lists its product as uncharacterized. Lineage: Eukaryota; Fungi; Ascomycota; Eurotiomycetes; Eurotiales; Trichocomaceae. The record is from RefSeq and is a predicted model, not a curated record. Bases 1 to 7656 code for a protein of 2551 amino acids. The transcript has 4 exons.